GGAGGGGACAGGGCACACAGGACCGCGGAGCGGCCGUCCGCGGGCACCCCGGCUCCCACUUGUGGACCGGCAGCCCGUCCUCCCCAGAAAGCCCGGGCUGGGAGCUGGCCUGGGGGACGACGUGGCACGGUCGUCGCAGACCCGGGUCGCACCCAGCGCCCGCCCGCUGGAGCAGGAUGGGCGCAGACGCUCCGCAGGAAGAUGGACAGGAAAAGCCCCCAACUCCCGUCUCUGCAGCCGGCGCGCUGUCCCUCCUGUCUGUGGCUUAGCUGGACGCCAAGUCCCAGUCGCCGAGUCUGUCUGUACUGGCGCGGCUGCAGCCGGGCCCGCGUCUCCGAACCCUCCCUGACUGCGUAGCUGCGCAGACCGUGCCAUGGGGUGCGGGCUCAGGAAGCUCACGGACCCCGAGGACAGCAGCCCGGGAAAAAUCUUUUCCACCCUCAAGAGACCACAAGUGGAAACAAAGACGGACGUGGCUUACGAGUAUGUGCUGCUGGAUUUUACCCUGCAAGCCUCGUCUCACCCAGAGGUGAUCAGGAUACACUCAGUGGAGGACAUAGCCACCAAGGUGGAGGCCUACUACCUCCAGGGCUAUGUGGUGGGGGCCCUGCACCCCAUCCUGCACCCCUCGGGCCCACGCGCGCCCCUGCCCGCCAGCCACCUAUACCGAGCGGUACUGCUGCGGCCGAAAGCCAGCCCCAAGCACCCAGCAGCACCCAGCACACGGAGGCACCCGCGGCUGCUCAUCGAGGAGUGUCCGGUGCCUGGGGACGCAGAGAUGGGCGACAUUGCGAAGGAGCUGAUGGAGAAGGUCAAUGCUGCGGCCCGGGGAGGUAUGCGGUUCGUUGGCUUCAUCCCGCAGCUCCACCCGCCUCCCAGAUGCUGCAAUGGGACUGGCCAGGGUGCAGGCGUGGAGCCCCCAAGCACAGUUGCAAGACCCAGUGCUGAUGACAGCCAAAGCAGCAGGGACAAAGGGGGACCAGGCAGAUGGCCGGUGGACGGUGGCCCCAGGGAUGCGACCCAUCAGGAGGGCAGCCAGGCACAGCGAGACCUUGACAGCAGCCCCAGGACUGCCCAGCCAAGGAAAGGAGAAGAGCCCCGGCUGUACGCGGCCUUCAAUGCCUUCGAGGACGACCCGGCCUGCUGGAGCUACCAGGAGGGUGUUCUGUCCAUGAAGGUGGCCAGGAAGGGGGCCGUCAUCAGCGCGCUGGACGCCGACUGGCUGGAGCUCACCACGCUUUAUUACAAGCAAGGCUUUUCUCUAACCGACGCCUUCGUGUGCUGGGAUUCGCCGAGAGGGGACCAUUUACCCAAGUCUCUGGAGGGAUUUUUCAUCUACGAGGAAGAGGGCUCUGUGCUCCCGGGUUCUCCCCGGAAGGGAAACGACGCCAUCGUGGUGGAGCAGUGGACGGUCAUCGAGGGCGCUGCUGUCCCACAGGGCGCUGCUGUCAAGGCUGACUACGGCCCCCUGCUGCACACCCUGGCGGAGUUCGGAUGGCUGCUGACCAGCGUGUUGCCCACGCCCGUGCUCCGGCAGGACAGGGACGGGAACUUGGCCACCAAGCAGGUCGUCUUUCUGCAGAGGCCAGUGCUGUGCAGCCCGGCGGCCCAGACGCCCACGAGCGGAGGCAGCCGGCUUGGGCCAGGCGAGGAUCGAACCGACGCCAACAGCAGGAGCCCUGGAUUGGACGCAGCCACGCAGCCACCACAGGACAGCAGGUCCCCUGCCGGGGGGGGCCUCCCAACCCUGUCCCCAUCCCCAUCUCUGUCCCAGGAGGGCUGGGCCAAGGAGGGGAGCCUAGCCCAGGGCAGCAGCGCACUCCGGGAGCUGGAUGACGGGCAGUGUGACCCCGAGGACGGACUGACACAGGUCACCUGCAUGUGACCUGAGAUAAGGGAGAAGGCAGGACCUGGGGUCCCUCCCUGGCCUUCCCCUAAUCUAUGUAAAUUGGGCUCAGGCUCCCAGACAAGGAAGGCUAACCAAGGUGUCUGCACUUAAGAGCCCCGUCUACGCUCUGCCCACUAACACAGCCACGCAGCCGACCUCAGGCGGGUACGCAGUGGCCUGCUCCAGUCUCUCCAGUUUACGGAAUGUGCUUUCCUUGCUCCUGCUAAAAAGACUGAACAUCCUGACAGUACUCCAGACAGCCUUUCACCCAGCUAGUGCGCUCAGGAAGGGAGUCCCAUAAGCUAAAAGUUAAUCAAUCCCUCCUCCUCUGCUGUCUGUCUCUGUCUCAUACACACAAAGCUGAUGAGUGAAAGUAACCAUUUCCUGAACAUCCCUCGGAUUCUGCCUUUGAUGAUGGCAUGUAUGUACAAAGCAAGGCCUUACUGGUUAAAACAGCCUCAGACCAAAAUCUUUUCCGUGAGCCAUUCUGUGGCCAGACUGAUGCCAACAAGCCAUGCAUUAAUGGCGCCAUGUCUGGUGGUGCAAGCCCACAUGGCAGCGCGUGU
Messenger RNA from Octodon degus (degu), 2454 nucleotides. It is a transcript of the gene Rftn2, whose product is annotated as raftlin family member 2. NCBI's taxonomy places the organism in Eukaryota, Metazoa, Chordata, Mammalia, Rodentia, Octodontidae. The record is from RefSeq and is a predicted model, not a curated record. The transcript is spliced from 9 exons. Bases 374 to 1885 code for a protein of 503 amino acids.